GUCUAAAUGAAAAAUUGAAGUUUAAUAAAAAAAAUUUGAAAAGUGUUUUUAAAAGAUGUGUAAGUUAAUUAAACUAAAUGAACAGUUUAAAAAAGAGUAAAAAGAAAAGAAAUAUACUCACGAUGUCAGUAGUCUUUUGGACAAUAAAGAUAACGGAAUUAAAUCUUCUUCGUCGUCCGUAAAGGCUGAAUCGAUAGCUUUUUUUACUUCGAAUGCUUGAUUGUUCGUUUUUGAUGCUUCGUUCGUCAUUUUUUUCGACUUCUUUCAAAAUUACGAUCGUUGGUGUGACAGUUUGUGAAUUCGGGAGUUGGUUAAGUGGUUUUAUAAAUGAUUGACAUAUUACGCAACGAUGUUAAAUGUGGAGCUUUACUAUUGGCUAAUAUUUUAAAUCUUAAAAUGUCAUUCAUAUGAUUGGUUAUUGAGAAGCGUCUAUUGUUUAAAGUCAAAUAAGAAAAAAACUUCAAAUUUAUAAAAAACUUCAAGUUUUUUAUUUGAAGUUGUUCGAAGGAACUUCAAAUUUUGGUUUUUCAAAAAACUUUAAUUUUUAAAUAAGGAAUAACUUAGAUUUUUUUUUUAGCUUUGAAUAUGAAAAAACUUCAAAUUUUUUUUGUUCAGUAAUAAUGACGUCUCUUUUUUAAAGAUAGUUUGAAAUUAGCAUACAAUACUUCGAUCUAGCUAUAAAAGCGAGAGCUUUUUUCAAUUCAGUCAGAGCGUCUUGGGCCAGAGCAAAGGUUCAUAAGAGAUAAAGAGAUUGGUUCAUCAUACAAGGUACUUUUACGAAUAUGGUUUUUUGUAAAAUAUGUUCGUUAGAAUUUCCUGAUAAUAAGUCUUAUGAUAUACAUGUUAAAGAGAAGCACUUUUCUUGUGAUUUAUGUUCUAGUGUUUUAAAAACACAGAAUACGUUGACGAAGCAUAAGAGAUUAUACCAUGAGAGGAAUUUUCAUUGUCGUUAUUGUGACGAAUCUUUUCCGACUGUUCGUUCUUUGACUUUACAUCGAACAAUUUAUCACGAAAACAACGAGGAACAUGUUUGUGAUAUUUGCGGUAAAGUUUUUCGUAAGAUUGGUAGUUUAAGAAAGCACAAGACACAAGUUCAUACUAAUCCACUUCAAUGCGAUUUAUGUCAGUGUGAAUUUAGAUCAAAAUACAAACUUCGUAGCCAUAUAGCGAAAGAACAUUCGGAGAAUUGUUGUAAUUUUUGCGGUUAUGGUUUUUUGCGAAAGAAGGAUUUGUUUCUUCAUCAAGAAAGACAUUGUAAACAAUCUUUUAAAUGCGAACAUUGUCCGUUGGAGUUUAGUUCUUUGAUGUUGUGUAACAAACACAUGCUUAAAAAUCACGGUCGUUUGGGAUUCCAAAUAGAAGCGGUUCCUACACAAUGUUCUGUUCGAAAGUUCGUAAAUAGAUUAAAGUAUUUAUAUGCACCUUGGAGAGAAGACAUAAAUGCAAUUCAUGAGGAGCAUUUUUUUUUAAAUGCUGUAAAUAAAGAAGUUAAAUUAAUGGAAUUGUAUGAUACGAGUGGUGAUUUAUUGGGUGAAGGGAAGGCGUCUAGUUCUAAACAUAACGAAGAAAAAGGGCAGGAAGAUAUAUUAACGAACGCUGUCAAAAAGGUACGAUCGGUAUGGCGAGAUAUGGUAAAACAUGCUUAUUUAGACAAUGCAUCGGAAAUUAUGUUACAUUCUCAUAAAUCAGAAAACGGAGACAUAAUAAAAAUAAAUAUUCCUUAUGUUGAAAACGUUCAGUUUAGGCAGUUUUUGGAAAAUUUGAUACAUGAUGUAUAUAACGCAGCCGUACAUCAACUACCUUACAAAAUGGGAAUUGCGUUCGGUUUUAUGCUUUUGGAUACAGAAAAAACGACUGUAAGACAUUGGUAUGUUGAUGAACAUUUAACUAGAACACCGCAAAAUAAAGAUAUUCUUCAUCAAGUUCCGAAUCUUUUCGUUAUAAAAAACAAAAAUGACGCAGAUUCUGUUAUCGAAGAUUUAUAUAAACAAAACUAUUUCGACUUGGUUCGGAGAAUGUUUUAUUCGUAUCGAGUGCAUAUUUUACGAAUAACAAAUAUGAAAAUAUCAAUAUUUAAAAUGAACGACGACAAAAUGGACGAUUUGGGAGGUCGGAGUAGCGAAGACGAGAGUUCGGAUGAUGAAGAUGAUGACGAAGAUUUCGAAGAUGAAAGCGAUAUCGAAAAGAAUGAUUUUCUUUUAUUAGAAGCUGAAGAUGAGGAUGAUGGUGACGAUUUAGACGAAAACGAAAGCGAUUGUGAUGUUCAAGAAAAUGUUGAAAAAUCAGAUUUUAAAGAUUCUGAAACAGAAAAGGAUUUAACAAAAAUACGUUCUUUUUUAAAAGCGGGAUUAAGAACAAACAAAAUAUUUAAAGGAUUAAAAAGGGACCUGCAAAGAAAUGUUGGUGGAGUCGUAAAUGAUAAUAAAUGUUUUUUUCAGGAUGAUAGCUGUUUCAUUACUAUUAGUUGAUAAGGAAAUAAAAUUGGAGAAUUUGAUAAUGCGGAAAGGCGAAAAUACUCAUAUAAAAACGGCUGAACUAUUUAGGAUGUAUGCUGAAGUGUACAAGCUUACUCCAGAACAAAUAUUAACUUUCCAAGGUGUAUCUGUUAAAGUCAUGCCUGCUAUGGAGUUUUUGUUUAAGUGUAAGAUCAUGGUUUUUAUUCCUAAGGUUUCGAAAGGUAGAGUGAAAAUGGCUUUUUUGUCAAAAUCUUCGAACAGACUUAUUUUCGAGAAGAAAAUGAAUAUUAACUUGAUUUUGUUUAAUCAGCAUUAUUAUUUGGUUAUUAAGAAAAGACUUUUGAUGGACAAUAUUAGUUGUCUGGUAUGCGGACAGAAUUUUACGUGGAUGAAAAGUUUGUUACGACAUAGAGCUGGAAGCGGCAAAAAAAUAACACGUUGCAAUACUGAUGUAACCCUUAUUAGCGCUACUGGAGUUGUUGAUGUUCAUGAACUUUUUCCUGAAAUGUUGAAAAAAAUGUUUCAUUUGCCGGAUGAACUAUUAAAAGAUAUUGUAAAAGACGAGAAUAACGACAUUGAUAACAAUGAAAAUAAUAAUAACAUGUAUUUUAAAAGAAAUAUGGUUUGUUACGAUUUUGAGAGUUUGCUUAAAAGAACGACUUUGAGUGAAUUAAAAAAUCGGAGAUUAAAGAGUAUAAGAGACGGCUUUUUUGAUGAAACUGAAGAAAACGAAAGAUUAAAAAAGGAAGCUGAAGAACAUUUUUUGACAGAGAGAGAAGUUAUGCAAGAAUUGUACGACGAGGAGUUUGUUUUUUCUGAUGACGGCGAAUCUAUAAUUUCUUCGCAACAGUUCAAAGAGAACUCCGCUGAUUUGACUAUAGAUGGGGAGGAAUACGUGUUUGAAAAUAUACCUUUGUCGUACGCAAUAUGCAGCAAUUUGACAACAGAGCAUAUUGAUCAUUUACAACCAGAUGAAAAUGGUUAUUCUACUGUAUUUCGCAUAUCUGAAAAUCCGACAGAAUUGAUAAAUUUUUUCGUCGAUGAUCUGGAAGAAUUGGUGAAAUUAAAUAAAGAAAUGGAAUUUUGUAGAUAUAGAGAAAUUAUUUUAUAUAUAAAGAGAUAUUUUGCCGAAAGAAAGAUACUUAUUAAAUUUACUACUAAGGAGCUAAAUUAUCUCCACAAUGAUGACUUUAUAAGCGCGAUUGACGAUGAGGAGGAAGAAGGUGAGGGGAGUUUUUUUAACGGAUUUGUAAGUGUGAGCUCUACUUUAAAAGAAAAAAAUAUGUCGGAUGAUGAUUUGGUUACAAUGUCGAAAGAAAUGGAAAUAAUGGAAAAGAUCGGUAAAGAUCCAAUGACGUUGAUUGAAU
Molecule: messenger RNA, 3823 nt
Organism: Rhopilema esculentum
Lineage: Eukaryota; Metazoa; Cnidaria; Scyphozoa; Rhizostomeae; Rhizostomatidae
Source: RefSeq, a predicted model, not a curated record